Messenger RNA from Impatiens glandulifera, 2261 nucleotides. Its product is annotated as serine/threonine-protein kinase tricornered-like. Gene Ontology annotation, biological process: intracellular signal transduction; peptidyl-serine phosphorylation. The record is from RefSeq and is a predicted model, not a curated record. The transcript is spliced from 15 exons. Lineage: Eukaryota; Viridiplantae; Streptophyta; Magnoliopsida; Ericales; Balsaminaceae. Bases 363 to 1940 code for a protein of 525 amino acids. Gene Ontology annotation, molecular function: ATP binding; protein serine/threonine kinase activity.
AGAAAAGUGUGAGAAAAGGUCAAGAAGGAGAUAAAGGAGGCAGAAAAGAGAAAGGGAUCAACGCCGUAAACAAUAACCGGAAAUGGCGGAUUAACUUUUCGUCUUGUCAUGUUAUCGAAUGAGUUUCAUAUCGAAGCCAAUUUGUGUAGUUCAUCAGUAAUAGAAUUGCGCUAUAACUUUUUCCUUAUGGAAGAGGAAGGGUUAUAUUAGACGGAUCGGAUUCUUCACCGUGUUUUCUGCUUGAUUUUUCACGAUUGGGAAGCUAAAGAAGGGUUCAUUUCUCUAUUGAUUGCGAAGUUACAGGACUUGGAUCUUUUCUGUAUCUGUUGAAUCGAGCUAUAUCAUCGGUUGACCAAGAAGCAAUGGAUUCAGCGAGAAGUUGGUUACAGAAAUUUCAACCCCGGGACAAGUUGAAAGCAACUAGGAAGAAGGAACCAACAACUACAGGGAGAGAGGAGAUAAAUGAGAUGACUGAGGAAGAAACCUCCAAUGCUACAAAACAGAAGGUUGCAGCUGCAAAGCAGUAUAUAGAGAAUCAUUACAAGGAGCAAAUGAGGAAUCUGCAAGAGAGAAGAGAAAGACGUAAUUCACUGGAGAAGAAGUUGGCUGAUGCUGAUGUUUCAGAGGAAGAUCAAAAUAAUCUGCUAAAGUUCUUGGAGAAGAAGGAAACUGAAUACAUGCGGCUUCAAAGGCAUAAAAUGGGUGUAGAUGACUUUGAGUUGUUGACAAUGAUUGGAAAGGGUGCGUUUGGAGAGGUCAGAAUUUGUAGGGAAAAGACUACUGGCCAUGUAUAUGCGAUGAAAAAGCUUAAGAAAUCAGAGAUGCUCCGUAGAGGCCAGGUUGAGCAUGUGAAAGCUGAAAGGGAUCUGCUUGCAGAGGUUGCCAGCAAUUGCAUUGUCAAGCUGUAUUGUUCUUUCCAAGAUGAAGAGUAUCUGUAUCUGAUCAUGGAAUAUCUACCUGGUGGAGAUGUAAUGACUUUACUUAUGAGGAAAGAUACCUUGACUGAAGAUGAGGCUAGAUUUUAUGUAGCAGAAACGGUUUUGGCUAUUGAAUCAAUUCACAAACAUAAUUAUAUUCACAGAGACAUCAAACCCGAUAAUCUGCUGUUGGAUAGAUAUGGUCACUUGCGGCUCUCCGAUUUUGGUUUAUGUAAGCCUCUAGAUUGCAGCACUCUCCAAGAGAAAGAUUUCGAUAACCUCAAUGGAACUACCCAGAUUGGUGCUCUCCCUUCGGCUCCAAAGAGAACUCAACAAGAGCAAUUACAGCAUUGGCAGAAAAACAGGAGGAUGCUUGCUUAUUCUACUGUUGGUACACCUGACUACAUUGCACCAGAAGUUCUGCUAAAGAAAGGCUAUGGAAUGGAAUGUGAUUGGUGGUCACUGGGUGCUAUUAUGUACGAAAUGCUUGUAGGGUAUCCACCUUUUUACUCAGAUGAUCCCAUGUCUACAUGUAGAAAGAUAGUAAAUUGGAGAACACAUCUGAAGUUUCCUGUUGAAGCAAAAUUGUCCGUGGAAGCAAAAGAUCUUAUUGCUAAGCUUCUUUGUAGUGUUAACAAUAGGCUGGGAUCAAAAGGGGCAGGCGAAAUAAAGGCACAUCCUUGGUUCAGUAAUAUCGAUUGGUACAGGAUAUAUCAUAUGGAUGCUGCAUUCAUCCCUGAGGUCAAGGAUGAGUUGGAUACGCAAAACUUUGAGAAGUUUGAAGAGACUGACAACAACUCACAUACUCCACCAAAAAGUGGUCCAUGGAGAAAGAUGCUCUCCUCCAAGGAUGUAAACUUUGUUGGCUACACAUACAAGAAUUUUGAAAUUGUCAAUGAUUAUCAAGUGUCUGGAAUGGCUGAGUUGAAGAAGAAAAACACCAAGCCAAAGAGGCCAACCAUCAAAUCGUUAUUUGAGGAAGAUUGCGACACUUCAGAAGCAGAAGGCAGUAGUGAACGGUAAAAUGAUGAAGCUAGCGUAGAAGUUCUAACAAGAUUUCUCCGAUAACUGUCAUCAUCUUCGGUCAGAUAUUGUUAUUAGCCAAAGAACUAACCAUAAAUCUUUAAAGCAGUUAUACUAAAAGUUUGAACUAGUUUGUAGACGACGAAUACAACUGAAUUGGUUGUAUCUUUCUGAUAGGUUUGGUGUAAAUUCUUUAUCUGACUUUGCUUGGAUUAUGUUCUUUUAUCUUUAUUUCUUUUCUUUUUUGGAUAUAUUGACUGUAUACAAAUGUUGGCAGCAAUUAUCUUAUGGUAUAAGGAUGAUCAAGUUAAGGAUUCUCAA